Messenger RNA from Oryza brachyantha (malo sina), 1020 nucleotides. RefSeq lists its product as uncharacterized. The coding region runs from base 1 to 1020 and encodes 339 amino acids. The record is from RefSeq and is a predicted model, not a curated record. NCBI's taxonomy places the organism in Eukaryota, Viridiplantae, Streptophyta, Magnoliopsida, Poales, Poaceae. The transcript has a single exon.
AUGGGAAAGGUUGACAAAACUCUUUUUACACUCAGAGAUGGCAUUGAUUUCCUUCUUAUUCAGAUAUAUGUUGAUGACAUCAUUUUUGGUGGCUCUUCUCAUCAUCUUGUGGCCAAGUUUUCAGAAACUAUGAGCAGGGAGUUUGAGAUGAGCAUGAUGGGUGAGUUGACCUACUUCCUUGGACUUCAAAUCAAGCAAACUGAGGAAGGCAUCUUUAUGCACCAAACCAAGUACUCUAAAGAUCUCCUGAAGAAGUUUGACAUGGUGGACUGCAAGUCUAUCGCCACUCCCAUAUCCACAACUGCUACUCUUGGACCAGAUGAGGAUGGGGAAGCAGUUGACCAGCGUGAGUACCGAAGCAUGAUCGGCUCCCUCCUCUACCUGACCGCGUCAAGACCAGACAUACACUUUGCUGUAUGCCUCUGUGCACGAUUCCAAGCUUCUCCAAGGACUUCUCAUCGACAAGCCGUCAAGCGCAUUCUUCGCUACAUCAAGUCGACGCUCGAGUAUGGACUCUGGUACUCUCGUUCUUCUAUCUUGUCUAUUCGAGCGUUUUCUGAUUCUGACUUUGCUGGCUGCAAAAUCGAUCGAAAAAGCACUUCUGGUUCUUGCCAUUUCUUGGGGACUUCUUUGGUUUCCUGGUCGUCUCGUAAACAAUCAUCUGUUGCGCAAUCUACUGCUAAGGCCGAAUAUGUGGCUGCUUCCAGUGCUUGCAGUCAAGCGCUUUGGAUGAUCUCAACUUUACGAGAUUACGGGUUGUCUUUCUCGAGUGUUCCUUUGCUUUGUGAUAACACUAGUGCCAUUAACAUUGCAAAAAAUCAUGUUCAACAUUCGAGGACCAAGCACAUUGAAAUUCGAUACCAUUUUCUCCGAGAUAAUGUCGAGAAAGGUACUAUUGUGCUAGAGUUUGUUGAAUCAGAAAGGCAACUUGCUGAUAUCUUGACCAAGCCGCUUGAUCGUUCUCGGUUUGAGUUCUUGAGGGCUGAGUUAGGGGUAAUUCAUCUCUAUGGCUUGAGUUGA